AUGCAACCGGUGACAAUGCCUCGUCCUGACCUCGACGAAUUGGGCAUCGCCUACCGCCGUAUCCCACUCAUGGCCAUCGGCCGCGACGUAUACUGUGACACUCGGCUCAUCCUCCGUAAGCUCGAGGAGCGCUUCCCCGACGGGAAGCUCGGAGCGUCGGGCAGCGACCAGAAAGCCAUUGAGCGCCUACUGGACCGCUGGACCACUGACGCCGGGGUCUUCGCACGCGCAGCCACGCUGAUCCCGUCCGAUUCGCCUGCCCUGCAGGAUCCCAAGUUUGCCAAGGAUCGAGAAGACUUCUCGGGGCGCAGCUGGUCGAGGGAGGCCAUGGAGCGCGCGCGGCCGGAGAGUAUCGUCUACGUUCGCGACGCCUUUGCGCUGUUGGAGCACACGCUACUGGCGGACGGACGGGAGUGGAUCCUGAGGACAUCCGCCCCCGGUCUAGCAGACAUCGAAGCAAUCUGGCCGUUCCACUGGCUGGUCGAGAUGAAGGGCGCGCUGCCGGCUUCUGUGAUAUCAGAACAGCACUUCCCCAACGUCUACGCGUGGAUCAAGAGGUUUCGCGAAGCGCUACGCGCGGCCAAGUCGUCGGGGCCCAAUCCCGUCACGCUGAAGGGGGCGCAAGCCGUCUCGUUCGUUGCCGGCGCGAGCCUGGCGGAAUCUGGCGGCCAUGUCGAUGCGGCUGAUCCGUUGGGCCUGGAUAAAGGUCAGGAGGUAGAGGUGUGGCCGAUCGACAGCGGGUUCAAGCACCACGACCGGGGUAGGCUGGUCAGCCUGACACCAGACGAGAUGGUGCUGGCGAGUAGGACAAAGGCCGGCGACAGCGAGGUACACGUUCAUUUCCCGCGGUGGGGUUUCAGGAUAGCGGCGGCGCGGGGGGCGGCAGCCAAGCUGUGA
Diplodia corticola is the source of this 897-nucleotide messenger RNA. Its product is annotated as glutathione s-transferase. The record is from RefSeq and is a predicted model, not a curated record. Bases 1 to 897 code for a protein of 298 amino acids. The transcript is spliced from 2 exons. NCBI's taxonomy places the organism in Eukaryota, Fungi, Ascomycota, Dothideomycetes, Botryosphaeriales, Botryosphaeriaceae.